Messenger RNA from Schistocerca gregaria, 1338 nucleotides. Its product is annotated as piggyBac transposable element-derived protein 3-like. NCBI's taxonomy places the organism in Eukaryota, Metazoa, Arthropoda, Insecta, Orthoptera, Acrididae. The coding region runs from base 1 to 1338 and encodes 445 amino acids. The transcript has 4 exons. The record is from RefSeq and is a predicted model, not a curated record.
AUGGAUACCCGUCUAUUUUACGGAAAAAGACAAGGGAGAAGCUACAUUCCUCCAGAAAGCAGGGAUGAGGACUGUUUUGACAGUGAUGACAGUGAUCUGGAUAAAACCUACGUUCCUGAACGUGAGUUACAGCAAUAUGAGAAGUUGAUUGGAUUUUCGCUACAGUGGCAAAAUUUACUUGUUCUAAUAUACAACUCUUUACAGUUCUUUUCAUGCUCACAAUCAGGUGACAGUAGCAGCAGCGAAGAAAACUGUGAUGAGUCAGAUGAAGUGGUAUCGCCUUGUGUUCCAAACACAGAGCAGAUAGUUGAACCUGAAGUUGGUGAUAAUCAUCCUCAGGCACAAUGUCCAUCUCGUUGUAAUGUGCCGAAAUUGAACCUUCUUUGGAAGAGGAAGACGGUAAAAUCUGUAUUUCCUUCUCCUGUUUGGACUGGAGAAAUUCCACCAUCUACAGAAGUAUUUUCACCACUAACGUACUUCAAAAAGAUUUUUGAGCCAAGGAUCAUUGACUACGUAAUUCAACAAACAAAUCUGUAUUCGAAGAAAUGUGAUGUGGCCGACGCCUUCAGUGUUAACUCUACUGAAAUUGAACAAUUUAUUGGUAUUGUAUUCUACGUGUCACUGAUUGCUAUACCUGGGAACAGAAGAUACUGGAACAAGAAAUGUGAUGUGAAACAAGUAUCUGAUGUAAUAACGCUACGCAAAUGGGAAAAAAUAAAGAGAUUUUUACAUUUUUCUGACAAUACUCAGCAACAUUCUGCGCCUGACAGACUGUUCAAGGUUAGAAUGGUAAGCGAGAUGCUGCGAAAAAAUUUAUCAAAAAUACCAAUUGAAGAACACCUUGCAGUGUACGAACAAAUUGUGCCAUUCAAAGGUCACAGUAGCUUGAAACAGUAUAAUCCCAAGAAACCAAAGAAGUGGGGCUUCUAUUCUGGACCCUUCAAUCAACCCAGUCAUCUUCCUAAUGUAAACGCCAGUGGAAAUGUAGUGCUUAGAUUGGCUGAAAGAAUACCAAAGUACAAAAAUCAUAAACUGUUCCAUGAUAACUGGUUCUGCAGUCCAGAGCUUCAAGUUGAGCUGGUAAAAUGCGGUAUUCACAGUCUGGGAACAGUACAGUUGAAUAGAGUGAGAAACAAUAAGAUGCCAUCUGAUGCUGAAAUGAAAAAGCAGGGAAGAGGCACAUCUGUUGAAUCCACUGCAUCAGUUUCUGGAUAUGACCUGAUUCUUGUGAACUGGCAAGACAACAGGUGUGCCAGCCUUCUGGGCACCUUUUCAGGUACACACCCAGAAAGCCAGGUUGCAAGAUAUGACAAAAAACAAAGCAACACAUCCAAAUAA